AAAGCGUGGAAAACUCUCCGUCUUGAGUGCAUUUAAUCGAAUGUAAGAAUUGGCGUGGGAAAGAAUACCUGGGGAAAAGCCGUGUGUAGUUUUUGUCCAAUCUGAUCGCUAUAGGGUCAGAUACUUCACAUCCGCCAUUAUUACUAGUGGAAAAAACGCAUUCCUCGGCUUCGCUCGGGCUAUAUAGCGGCGUGUGGUGCAUGUUCGGCUCGUUUCCGAAGGUUCCGCGUCGCGCUGUGGCCGGUUGGGUUGCUACGGAGGCCGCUAGAUUGUGAUAAAAAUGAAUCCUUUUAGCGGCUAAGAUCAAGCCCAUGCCGUUUCCUCCAUGAUUGUCUCUUGGGCUGUUGAUUGAUCGGAUUCAGACGUUCUGUGUUUUUGUUGCUCUUCGAGGACACCUAGCGGUUGACAGCGGUACUGCUUAGAAUGGACGGGACAAAAGUCUGAUGAGAUCACACUGACAAUCUGUUUUUUUGUAACCCUUUUGCGACCUUCGGGACAUUUGUUUUCUUUUUCAUUUUUGUUUUUUCGAUCAUUUUGGCUGUUAAUGUCAACAGCAUACAUUUAGUCAAAGGAAGCAUUCCCUCUCCAUCUUCCAUGGCAACAGUACAGUCAUACAAGCCAAUUCUAAAUGACUUUGGACCCCCAUCAUUGGGAUUCUCACAGGGGCCAAUUGGGAACCAAGUACCCCAGAGUAAAUAUGCUGAACUUCUCGCCAUCAUUGAAGAACUUGGGAAAGAAAUAAGACCUACGUAUGCAGGGAGUAAAAGUGCAAUGGAACGUCUUAAAAGAGGUAUCAUUCAUGCCAGAGGGCUUGUUCGGGAGUGUUUGGCAGAGACAGAGCGAAACGCGAGAUCCUAGCCCCUUCAAUCCUGUUCCUCUCCGUAUGGCAAAACAGAACUGUCUCCCUUAAACCAUUUCACACGGGAAUCAUGCAUGCCGCUCCGUUGAGGGGACAAUCAGAAAAGGCAGCAUUUAUGUUACAAGUUGCUAUUUCGUAUGUAUUUUGGAGGGAAUAAGGCAAGAUUCAGAGGAUGCAUCUUCUGAUUUACAAAUGCGAGAGAUCUGGAACUGUUGCCAUUUGAGUUUUUUUAAAUAUAUUUUUAUUAUCUUGCUUUCUUUAUUUUACCACAUAGUAUCUUUAAAUAAGCAAAAACUGCAUGCAACUGUAUUAAAGGUCCCAAAUUAGAAACUUGCAUGGCUUUUUACUGGUUAAGACUAGGUAUGUGCUUUUACAAAUAGUUCUCAGGAUGAGGUAUAAGGUAUUUUCUCCUUGUACGCACUGAUGAAUAGGACAAUUUUCUUUUAAAUUGGGGAGAUACUGAAAAUUAUCGUAGUGAUGCCAUUUUUCGUCUUUAUUUGUAUUUAUUACCUUGUGUAAUAAAAUGUAUUUUCAUGUAAAGACAAAAAGGUCACUCUUUGGAAUUUUGUAUAUCUGUCAAUAAAUAUGACAUCAUUGUGU
Molecule: messenger RNA, 1459 nt
Organism: Myxocyprinus asiaticus (Chinese sucker)
Lineage: Eukaryota; Metazoa; Chordata; Actinopteri; Cypriniformes; Catostomidae
Product: cyclin-dependent kinase 2-associated protein 1-like
Exons: 4
Coding region: 595-858 (87 amino acids)
Cellular component (GO): cytoplasm; nucleus
Source: RefSeq, a predicted model, not a curated record